Molecule: messenger RNA, 1117 nt
Organism: Melitaea cinxia (Glanville fritillary)
Lineage: Eukaryota; Metazoa; Arthropoda; Insecta; Lepidoptera; Nymphalidae
Exons: 6
Coding region: 27-947 (306 amino acids)
Cellular component (GO): membrane
Molecular function (GO): phosphatidylinositol bisphosphate binding
Source: RefSeq, a predicted model, not a curated record
GUUGUGAUUAAUCGUCAGAUACAGUCAUGAGUUCCGUGACGAAUAGUUCAGUAAUUGAAUUUAACUCAGAUUUAGUACAACAUCUUAGAUCGUUGUAUGGCUUAGAAACACAGGAGAGAUUUGACGAGGCCAUCAACAUUUUGAUAGAAUGGAUCAAGAAACAGGAUCACUUAAUACAAAAAGAUACAAGAAGAGAUUAUUUGGGAAAAUUAAUCAUAUUUUGUAAGGGUUCCGUGGAAAAAGCAAAGGUUAAAUACGACAGAAUAUGCACAUAUAGGACGUUAUUGCCAGAGUAUUUUGAGCCAUUUGAUAAAAAAAACUUGGGAAACAUGAAUUCCUGCUUUCUACCAACACCGGUUAAAGAUGAUUACAGAGUGUUCAUACUAAAAACCUACAGUGGACGUUUCAGUCGUGGUUUUUUUAACUAUUACAAAUUUAUGCUCAUGAUAAGCGAAUACUUACAGACUUAUGAUUACUGCAAUAACAUAUUGGCGGUAGUCGAUCAUUUUGAAGCAGACCUCCAAGAUAUAAUAAAGAAUACAAAUGUAGUCGAGCUUCGUAAUGUCCUAUCAAUAAUAACUGAAGGUUACGGAUUGAGAGUAAAAGGCAUUCAUAUAUUAACCACCUCGAAAGCAGUAGAUUUUUUCCUACAAAUCUUUAAACAAGCUGUAAAUUCAAAAAUAGCACAACGAAUACAUGUACAUGCAAAAAUAGACACGUUAUAUGAAUAUGUACCAAAAGAUUCGUUGCCGUUGGAUUAUGGCGGAAAGGAAAAAUCGAUCGAAACACUUUCAAAUAAUUUAAUAAACGCAUUGACUUCAAAAGAAUUUCUAGAGCAUUAUAAUGUUAUGAAACAAUUUCGCACUAACGAAGCUUGUAGAAGUCAAGACAAAUACAGCGAUCACAUGGGAUUAGCAGGGUCAUUUAGAAAAUUAGACAUAGACUAAAUUAAGAAAUGCUCAGUCUACUGACAAUUGAAAACUUAUUACACAUAGCAAAGUUAGAAAGGAGUAACAUCAGUAAGGAGGUGUAUGCCUGAAAAGAAUGCCUGUAAAUGUAUCCUAAUGUUGUAUCAAAUGAAAGAGCACUGAAAAAGAAUAUUAAUGACUUAAUCGAC